UGUGGGUGCCUCAGAUGUGUACUUUAGUAAUUAGUUUCUUUACUGCUCAUCUUCCAAGUAAGUUUGUCAUCCUAGUGAAAAUCAAGAGGAAAAAGUCCUUCUGCUACCAUCUUGGUGUGUUACUUUCUGUGAAGUUCUCUUGCUUUGUUGGUACAGGCUAUUACAUCACACAAGCAGGUUGUACUUUUGUGAUGUCAGUUUAUGCUGCAUGGAUACUGUAAUGUGCUAAUGGUACACAGGGCUGUCCAUCCUUAGUGACAUCUAUCCUGAUGACGAGGAGUGCCAAGGGAAGGGAAGAAUUACAACUGGUAUCAGACCCCUGUCCUUAUAAUGGUACCAACCUUUGUUAAGAGGAAAGCCUCAAGCCUUCCCAGUCAGUAACAACUGCAUGCCCAGGUCUUCCUCGCCUCUGCAGACCUUUAGCUUCCAGCUCAGGCUAGCUGAAACUAAUGAGAUAUUUUCACUACCUCAGUGCCAGAAUGACUUGACGCUGAAGCAGCUCAAGUCUGAUUUGGAAUUAUUGACUGGGAUCCCCUUUCAUUUCCAGCGGCUUCACUACCUGGAUGAAAUAGAUCUGCCAGACGAUUCUACGCUUAUGGACAAUGAUUUUGUCCCUGGUGGAACAAUUACAAUGCGCAUCUGGAGGCAAGAUGGCUGGGGGCAUCUCGUGGCAGCUGCUGCCAAAGGAGACACGAUGAAGCUGGCCCAGCUGGGAGUUACAGAAGAGUAUGCUGGCACCUCUCCAUAUGCAAAGAUUCUGGGUCCGGAGCAGAAAAAGGAGUGGGUAGCACACCGUGCUUUUGUGGCUCUGUUUGUUGCCAGCCACAGAGGUCACGUUAACACUGUGAAGUUUCUCCUGAGUCAUGGUGCAGAUGUGCACUCUAAAACUCCACUGGGAAGGACUGCGCUGCACGUAGCUGCUAUCAUGGGCCGCUGUGAGUGCAUUGAGCUGCUGGUGAGCUGUGGGGCACGAGCCCUCGACCCAGAUUGUGAGGGGCAAACCGCAGUGAGGAUGGCCCAGCGCUGGGGCCAGAAGCAGAGCGAGCGUGCCCUGAUGCGUGUCCCACGGCCGCCGGCUGGAGCCAGGCCUUGGUGCAGGGAUGGAGCUGUGCUGCAGGCUCAUGGCCAGCCGGCCUGAUAUACACAGUCUGACCUGGUUCUGGCAGAUCUGAAGACAGUCAGUAACUUUCCCAAUGACACGCACUUUAAAUAGAGGUCACUGAGUACCUUUUGUAGGGUUUUGUUAUGAAAUAAUGUCAUAUUCUGAUGAUGCUGCAGCUAAGGUGACAGCUAGCUCAACCACAUAACCCUUGAGCGUGUGCUUUAUUUGUAAUUUAAGCUUUCUGGUAGUGCUGCUUUAAUUUCUUUGAGUUUAAAGUUGCCUUUUUUUUUUUCAUCUGUGGAUGUUGAGAUCGGGAGGCGGCAGUGGGGCCGGCAGGGGGUGUCCCAGCACUGCACUCAACUGCAGGCAGCAGUGCUGCAUCCUCCCCUGACGGUGGUGCUCCGACUGUCUCCAGAAUAAGGGGAUAAAUAUCCCUGACUUCUUCCUGGGAAUCGAGUACUAAAGCAAGGUUCAAAACCUUAGCCUAUGGAAGCCAGUAACUGGGAGAGCAUAUAGCAAACUUUUUAUGUGCUGGCAUUGGUCUGAACAAAUGCAGAAUUCCUGCUGGAACGAUGCCUUUUAGUACUGUUUAAAAAAGGCUCACUCUCUGGUUUCCUGUUGGUUAUUAGUUCUGCCUGAUUCAAACAUACAGAUGUUGGGUAAAUGCAAUGACAAGAUCACGUUCUAUCAAAGUGAUCAAUGGACAAGAUAUAAAAUGGUGUUUGAUGUCUUGCUGAGCAGUUGCAUAUUGUAAGCAGGAUUAUACAGAGAAAUCUUUAGAAAUCCGUUAUUCUUUCUUUGUGUUGUCUGUCUAGACUGUCUGAUCUGUGCUUAGGCUUCUAGAAAGGAGGAGAGGAUUUGUAGUUGCUUUUAGCCAUUAUGCAGCAUAACUUGGGAGAACAUAAGAAUGUCAUUCACAGAGAACUGAGUGUCUUCAGGAUGAGAAUUCCAGAAAUGGUAGAAAAUUAUGUAGUAUACAGUCAUGGAGGGCAGAUAGCAAGUAUUGCUUGCUGGUAGCUGGAAACUCACCCUCAGAAAAGAAAAAGAAAAAAAAAAGAAAGAAAUCCUAAAUGUGUUGUGGCUGGGAAAUGAGUGUACACUGAUCCAAAAUUGUCAUGGGGCAAAUCAGAAGAGAAUUAACAUCUGGACAAGGCCAGCACUGGAACAGUGUGUGCUCGUGUUUUUCUUAGAUGAGAAAGGAGAACCCAAGCUGAAGAGAGAUUAACCAGAGGAAAGGAGGGAGUUUGUCCUCAGGAGAGGAGCAGGAACACGAGGCAUUCUGCGUUGUGGUUGUUACUUGCUCUUCUCUGUGCUACAGUACAGAAGGAGGAUCAGUCUUCAGAAGAAUUUAGUGAGGACUUAUUAAUGAGCUUUGGGAUUCCCAGAUAAAGGAAGAAGCUGAUUGUUAUGAAGAAGAAAAAGGUACUAAAAUGCUUUGUGUUUAAUUUGGCCCAGGGCAGGACAAAUGUCACAACUGUCUCCUAAUAUUAGGAAAUCCAAAGCAACCCUUUUGGAAGGACUGUUGGUGGCCCUGCAUGUGGCAGGAGGGUUGGAGAUUCAUGAUCCUUGAGGUCCCUUCCAACCCUGGCCAUUCUGUGAUUCUGUGACUGUGACUCCCGUGGAUGUAAAAACCAAAGUUAAAUAAAGAUGACAAGCACAGCAAUAAUUCAUCACACUUUCUUAGUGUUACAGCUCACCCCUUUCCUUGCCUGGGCAGAGACCAGUACUGUUGCUCAUAGCCAUCACAAUGACUGCUGCUCCCUCAGAGCCUUGAGAAAGCCAGAGCUCAGCAAGCCUGACACUGGCUGCUGCUACUUAGAGGUAGUUGCUGUAGCCAGUGACAGCCUUGGAUGUCUAUAGACUGUCACCUUUGAUAACUCUGAAUAAUGAUAUGUUCCCCAAACAUUUCCCCUUCCUCUGGAAACAUUUCUAACUUUAACUGAGUUAUACCUGUUCCAUAUUUAUCUGUAGUGCGGAAUGUCGUGGCAAUCAUGACAUUCAUUUUUCAAAGUGAAUCAAAUGAAUAGAAAUUGUUAAAUGCUGGAGUACAAUACAGCUUAUAAAACCCAACAUCAGGAAAGUUGCACUGAUUGGACUCUUAGAUGCUGUUUUCCUUUUGCUUGGGAAACAGAAUUGUAGUCAGCUUGCAAUCUCCUCAACAUUGUUCAUGGAGGAAGCAGACAAAAAAUACCAAUGGCUGCAAUUUAGUUAAUUUUAUGCUAAACACAAUCAGCAUUCAAACUGGGAGUUACCAAGUGAAAAUGUAUUGAUGGAGAAGCCAAAAUAUUCUCUGUGAGUAGAUGGUGAAAUAUUAAAAUCUCAAAUAGACUCCUGAAAAGCCCAUAACUGUAGGGCGGAGAAGAUGCAAAGGUGAAAUUUGGCUCUGCUGGAGUCAACAGGAGGUCAGUGAGGUCAUGAAUUAAUCCUCAACAUGGGAGGUCAUGAAUCUGUGUGGUAGGAACCAGUGCAGCACUGGUAUAACAUAAGGCCUUGUGACAACAAAGACAAUGAUUAAAAAAAAAAAAGAGAUAAAAAAAAGGUUGCUAAGGAUGUAUCUGAAUCAGGACUUAUGUAGGAAUGCUUUCUCUGCCAUCAGUUUUCAAAUUUGCAGCGUGCCUUGCAUUGCAACCACCAACUGUGUUCAAAGACAACCAGAAUUUGGUUGUGAACUUUCUGAGGAUCGUGUUGACCAUUAAUGUUUAGAAAGGAUAGCGGUUCACGGAAGGAAGCCAAACCUAUAUACUUUCUAGCAUGCUUCCAACAUCUAUUAUGCUUCCAGCAUCCCGUUUAGGUUGGUUUGAUGCCUGACCUACACUGCAAUUGAGGUUAGUGCUUUGCUUUUCCUUGCAGUUCUCCAUAUGGUAUUCUGUUUGCAAGAUUUGCUUGACAUAACUGUCUGGUAUGGUUUGUUGGUGUUUUGCUAGGAUUCCUGUGUGUUCAGAAGCUAAUAAAGGAACUGUCAACUUAAAGGCCUGUCUUAAAAUGUGGCCCUACUGGCUUGGGAUAAGAAAUGCAGAGAUUCCUCUUCCAAGCCUCUUCUGUGGAAUUCGUGAUGCUAUUUCAAUUCCUUUGGUUUCCAGUAACAAAAAAAACCCAACAACUGGGGUCAAGCAGAAGUCAAGGUAUAAAAAUUAAUCACUGUGAGCUUCCUUACUUGUAAGCUGGGCCAUAUGUUAAAGGAAUGAGCAGUUCUUAUAUCUCUUGAUGAGUGUUUGUAUGCAUCGUUCAAAUGUACAUGUGUUUGAAUUCCAGCCUGUACUGAUUGAAUUGGUCUAUGAUAAUAAACAGGAUAAAUAAAUCAGAUGAAAGUAAAAGCACUGAUGUGCUUGUAGAAUUGUGCGGGAUUAAGUUCAGUACUAUGACCUUGAGCAGGAUGUAAUUUCAAAAGUGCCUUAAUUAUGAUGAUGACAUAAAAUAAGGCUGAGGAAACUGGAAAGGCAGAGAGAUAGGAGGCAGAGGAACAAAACAAACUCAUUUGGAAUGACUUGGUUUUAGCAGGAUUACAGGCUGUUAAGUGGCUUAUGUGGCUUAUGGUAGGGAAAUGCAGGGCCAGGGACCAUAGGCAGUCAGACUCCAAUUGGAGUGGAGUAGUGUGCAGUAGAGAUCAGAGCAUGGCUAAAAGGGCACGUGCAGCAUUGGGGGAAAUCGUUUCUAAGGUGAAUUGCUGUCUUGGUGCUUCUUUUCUGACGGAGAUCUGCUGUACAGCUGUGCUUGCUGCACAGCUGAGAAACUGCUGGCCCUGUUGAAUUCAACCCCCAUCCAGCAAAGCACCUCCUCCUGUGAUUAUACUACUGUAAUAACAGUGAUGAAAGAAAGGUGACUUCUGUGUACUUGUGCCCCACGUUUCUAUUAUCCAUUGGUUCUCCAUAGCACAGGGCAGCGUUAGAGCCUGCAUCCUUGGAGUUCCUUUGUCGGUUCGAGCUGUUGUCACGCGCCUAGCUAAUACCCUCUAGUAAUUUUCUUAUUCACAUGCACACUUAAUGUCCUUAGUCAUUAGACUGAAAAAUGUUAACCUUGUCAUAGUUAGUGACUGGAAGCAGAAAAGUCCAUUUAGUUCUCAGGGGAAUGAAUUCUAAUUUUCUGCUUGUCAGAAAGUGACAUUUUACAUAUUUUUCUCUUUUUUUUUUUUAUUCCCACCAUUUUAGUGCUGAGUUUAAAUGUGUGUGUCAUAGGAAUAGACUUUUUGUCUCUGCUAAACACCCCAAAAGGCUUGGCAGGUAUCCAAUGCAUGACCCUCUUGACCAACAGCCACUGCUUGAGCUUGUCUUGUGCACUGAGGAGAAUGGGAGGUGAGAGUGAAAAGUUAGAAGCAAGGGGUUAUUGCAGAGGGCAUAUUAAUGUUGCAUGUCAGAAUGCAUAUUUUUUUAUCCCGGAAAAUAUGGAUGAAAAGCAGCUCAUCUGGAAUAAAAUAUCCAGUGAAGAAACAAAUUAUGUUAAUCAAGCAGGCUCGUACUAAUGUUAGUCAUUAAGAUGUGACACCUUCUAUAUAAUGUCACAGGCUGCUGCAACCCUUUGAGAAGAGUGCUGGUUUGAAGGCAGCUUGUCUGUGGUUAUUGAGUUCACUGUUCUGUGAAAGGGAAUAACUUGUGUCUUGAAAAAUAGAUGGCAUUUAUGGCAAAGAGAAAUCAUCCUCCCACAGAUUACAGCUGUUCUUUGCAUUGUUGUGUUGGUGGUCUUAUCUCAUCAGUGGAUAUUUUCUGUGUUGUUUUUUGGUUGUUUGUUGUUUUGUUGUUUUGUUUUUGAUACAUUUCCAUAAAGCUGUUCUGAGGAGAACAUUGUGUGCUGGGAGCUGGAUGUGUUUUGAGAAAGAGACACCACCACAAAGAACUCGGAGUCUAAAUUGAAAAGAUGGAUGAAGUGAAAAUGAGGGAUGGUUGUUUUGCUUCUUACAGAUGGGAACUGAAGCAGGAGAUUGUGACUGUUGUGGCCAAAGUCACCCUGGGAGUCCACAGAACUGCAUCCUGAUCUUUGAAGUCCAAUUUCAGUAUUUUUAUCAUGUAUUGCCUUUCUGUUCCCUUGCUGCUGAAUCUAGAUUAAAUAUGCAUGUGUAGCGAGAUAAACAUGUUCUACAUGUGUUUAGCCAAAUUCUGACCUUAGGGACAUGAAACAAGCUCUCACUGAUGUAGAUAGGAGUGCUUUCAUGAGUGGAUUCAACCCAAGGAAUACAAAACAGCGUUGGCAUUUAGUUCACGAAACAUCCUCUUGUAGGCCUGAGGUGGAACUGGUGUUUUAACCAACUUCAGCCUCUCUGUGAGGUCUGGAGAAGGCAUGCCAGGCCAGAGGGUAACAAAACUGUGGGGCUGAUUGUCUGACUCCUAUAUUGCCUGCACACCAGAUACUGAUUAAUGAUUUGCAUGUAAGAAAUUAAUUAAUGGAUGCUGUAGGUUUUUGAGGGAAUAGUGUGUACUUACCUAAUUCUUCAUAUAAAAAAAAAAAGGGGGGGGGAAGGAGGGAAAUGGCCAGCACAGAGCCCUUCCUCAAAACAGCAUAAAACAGCAUGAGAUUUUGGCUCACUGGGUGUGAUGAUCCUUUCUCUUGUUUGGAUGCUUCUGUUAUACCAGGAGUACUGUCCGCGUUGCGUUAUUCAGCUCUGAAUCAACUGUAGCAAUACUGCCAAAUGCACAAGGAGAAGAAUACAAAACGCAUUCUAAAUAAUUUCAGCAUUUAUGUGGUUUUGGGUCUUCUGUGUUUCAUGAAAUCUCAACAGAUUGUUUGCUGCAGCAGGACCAGAAGGCCGAUAGGUGCAGUGCAGAGCGAUGCCUGUCCCUGCUGACAGGGACUGGUUAGCAAUGGCUCCAAGGUAUGACUGAAAGGAGAAUUAAAAGCAGAUUUAGGGAAUCUUCUUUCCUCCUUGCUUCUUAAGUGUAUAAUUCUGCAUAAAUACAUCAUGGAAAUCUUAACUGUAAUUUGCCGGGUAUGAAGAAGAUUGUUUCUUCUAAAGUUAAAUAGCACUGAUCCAAGGUGAAGGAGAUGGUCCUAAGCUCUCUGUUGCUUAUAGCCAGCCCACAAAAACGUUUAUUUUCUCAAUGCCGUACCUUAAACAAAUAGGAGCACAAGUAAAUAUGGUGAAAUGUUUUGCUCUGAACCAUGGCGAGAGCUGUUGCAAUUGGUCUUUUCCCAUUUGCAUACAAGUAACUCAAAUGAUUAAUGGCAUUGCUUCCAGGAGAACAAACAUCAGCAGCGCUCCCUGCAAGCCAAGUAGUUGUCUGGUUGGCCCUGCAGUGAGUUACCUUUCCCCUGACAAAGUGCCCUGGUCAGAGCCAUCCAGAAGUGCAAGCUGAAGAAAAUUCUACAAUCUUGAAGAUUCAGGGGCCAUCUCCUGGUGUUCUGUGCUGCAGAGAAAGAGCAGGAAGUGUUGGAGCUCUUUUCUUCCUCCCAGUCCCUGACCCAGCAGCACCGCUGCUGCACAGACCCACCGUGCCCUGUGACAGAGGCACACAGCCAGCCUGACUUCUCGGGACCUGGGCUUAAGCAAGAAGGGCGGUUUUGUUACCCCUGCUUAUGUCUCACCAGAGAACUGACUGCAGCCACGGCAGAAGCAGUGUGCAGACGAUGCCCCUCUGCUCAGGUGAAUGGAUAAGCAGUGUCCCUUCCUGCUUUUUCUCCAGCCCAUGAGGCAUUGGCAUUGCUCAAUAACUAUACCUUGGCUUCUGCUAAGGGACUGUGAACAUACAGGGUUUGCUCCUUCAGCAGGCGUUGUGCUGAGAUGGAAGCUGCGCUGCACAUAAUGGGGAGCACAAGAAAUGGCUGUGGAUUUUAUUUAAACAAAGGAUAGGAGUGUGCUCUGGCAAUAAGAGCAUAAUGUCUGCUUGGUUUUUCCAGACAAGGACAGUGCCUUGCUGGUUGG
Molecule: messenger RNA, 7949 nt
Organism: Lagopus leucura (white-tailed ptarmigan)
Lineage: Eukaryota; Metazoa; Chordata; Aves; Galliformes; Phasianidae
Gene: ANKRD60
Product: ankyrin repeat domain 60
Exons: 4
Coding region: 389-1138 (249 amino acids)
Molecular function (GO): protein binding
Source: RefSeq, a predicted model, not a curated record